This is a messenger RNA of Corythoichthys intestinalis (scribbled pipefish), 3676 nucleotides long. RefSeq names its product IgLON family member 5 (gene iglon5). NCBI's taxonomy places the organism in Eukaryota, Metazoa, Chordata, Actinopteri, Syngnathiformes, Syngnathidae. Bases 381 to 1382 code for a protein of 333 amino acids. The transcript is spliced from 8 exons. The record is from RefSeq and is a predicted model, not a curated record.
UGUUGCGCGCGCCUGGCGUGCUCUGCUGCGGGGCUGAGAGGCGACGAGGCGCGCUGCAUACCAACACUCACUUCCACGGGAGUACCCACGCACCGCCACCUUGUCUCGGAAGACAUCUUCGCCAAGUUUCUGCAGAGAAUCCCGGAGCGCACCAAACUCCCGUUGAGGAAUAUUUGUUUUUUUGCCUUUGCUGACAUUUAACAGGCGUGAAAAACCUCGCGUAGAGUCCCAGCGCGACGGAAAAGACGACAAGUGGACCCGACUGAUGUUCGGCGAGUAGAGGACGCUUGUUUGCUUGACAUUUCCAUAGCAGGAAUAAUCCUUAAAUCAACAUAAACAGAAGGAAACGUGCGUGUGUGGAAUCCAUCACAACUCUCAUCAUGGGCUGCCCCCUGUUGCGGAACGUCUUGGCCGGUUUGGUCCUGAUGCUGGUGCGCAAAGGCUGGAGUGUGCACGGAGCGGAAUUUGGGCACCUGCCGGAAAACAUUACAGUUCUAGAAGGCGAUAGCGUCACAUUGAGGUGCCGGAUCCACGAAGAAGUGACACACAAGGCCUGGCUAAACCGCUCCAACAUUCUGUUCGCGGGCAGCGACAAGUGGUCGCUGGACAAGCGCGUCACGCUGGUCAAUAGCAACAACAGUGACUUCUCAGUCCACAUCGAUAAGGUGCGAGUGAGCGACGAGGGGCCCUACACGUGCACCUUCCAGGCCAACAACAAGCCACACAUCGCCCACGUCUACCUCAUUGUGCAAGUACCAGCCAGAAUCAUCAACAUUUCCUCGGACGUGUCGGUGAAUGAGGGUGAGAACGUCAACCUCUUCUGUCUAGCCGUGGGCCGACCCGAACCCACCGUCACCUGGAAGGACCAGAAAUACGGUCUGGUGAGUGAGGGCGAGUUCCUGGACAUAACGGAGAUCAAGCGUCAACAGGCUGAAGACUAUGAGUGCAUCACCCACAAUGGCGUGGCCCCGCCCGACCAGCGCAAAGUCAAAGUCAACGUCAACUACCCACCCAGCAUCACUGAUAUGAAGAACUUGCCCGCCCACUUGGGGAAGGCGGUCGUCUUGCGCUGCGAAGCCAUGGCGGUGCCCCCUGCCUCCUUUGAGUGGUACCGAGACGACCACAGGCCCGUGAGGAACGACGCCACCAUCCGAAUCAAGAAUGAGAAGACUCGCUCGAUUCUGCUUUUCACCAACGUGACAGAGAAGGACUUCGGCAACUACACCUGCUUCGCCACCAACCGUCUUGGAGCCUCCAACGCCAGCAUGUUGCUAUUCCGACCGGGUGCCAUACAGGGUCGAGCAAGCACUCUACAAUCAGGCUUAAGCGUCGCCCUCAGCAUUUGGAUCACCCUCUCUGCUGUUGUGCUGCUGCAGGUGUAACGAUAGCAACCCCCCCCGAGAAGCGGAAAGGAAUGCCCCCCUCGCCCCAACCCCCCUGGCCCUCAACAAAAACGAAGAAGGAAAUUGAAUUCUUUAAUUAACGAACCCAUCACUGUGAACAAAAAGAAUAUGCAUUGAAUCAUUGCAUCAAACUGGAGACACCCAACUCGCCCCAUCCAGUAACCCCUCAAUGACACGCCCUCCAAGCACUGUCAUGAUCUGUCCGUCUCCCACAAUGCCUUGCAGAUUUGAGUGUACAUUAAUGAUUAUUGUGACCAGUGAGGAAAAUGGCUGUAAUAACAAAAGGGAUGUAAUGUGUAUCUAUGUACUAAUGACUGACUUACUAAGUCUGCCUUAUGGAAAAGUGAAUCAUCAAAGUCACGCUGUGUUAUUAUGGUGGACAUGUAUUGGUAAUGUGACCUGUUUAAGGCUACACAUACACAUAUUCACAGUGGUGGUCAAAAGUUUACAAAUACACACGGGCGUUAAUAUUUUAUUGCCAUUUGCAAUGAUAGCUGUCCAAUUCAUUUGAAUAGGGAAAGGCUGGCAGCGAUCGAUCGCUCCUAAUUCCAAUGGCAGGGAAUUAAGGGAGUUUAUAUCAUUUCAUGGGUUAUCAUAUUUUUUGGGCAAUUGGAUGGAUUGAUUUUGAGUAGGAAGAAUCAUAAAAAUGGCCAAUAAAAUAAUUCAAAGAACUGUUGAUUUAAAGACAGUGUAACAGUACAGUUACACAGUUUAACUUAAUACUAUAAUUGUACGGGUAGACUUAGAACAAUAGGUAAAUGUCCAAUUAACUCGUAUAAAUUGAAAUGACGAAUUUCAUGAUGAGCUAUCGAUUCGCUGGACGAUAUAUUUGUCGAUAUUUGCCACAAUUUGAUUCAAUUCAAGAGCCUUUGAGCAAUUUAAUACGAUACUAUAAUGAAUGAGUUACAUUUCACCUAAUGCAAAAAAAAAAAAAAUGUAUUCAAAGCUAUUUUGACAUAUUUGACAAUUUUCCUGUUUUUCAGACAUAGAAUGAAAAAUAUAUCUAAAAGGCGACGAUGUUAAUCAAUACUUUGCAUUUAAAUGGAGUUCUAUUUGAUUCUUUUGUAACCAAGCUUUUAUUGCGGUGAUUUCACUGCACUUUCGUUCCCCACUACAUCAGUUUCAAACUUGCACCGUCACUCUGAAAGUCAAGCAUGCUGACUACUGAGCUAAAAGCCCAAGCUAGCAGUUUCAGUCGCUAGCACUCAAUUUUGAAGGCAUCAGGAGUAGGGUUGGGAGUCAUUUGAAUUUGUACAGUUACGAUUCCGAUUCCACGUUUCGAUUCCGGUUCCAAACGAUUCUCAAUUCCGAAUCUUUUAAUAGGCAGGGUAAAAAAAAAAUUGCAUAGUUUAUAUUAAUUUUCAAAACUUCUCAAUUAUUAUUUUCUUUUUUUUAAUUAUAUGAAUUUCUCACAGGGCUAUUUUUAACUUGUGUAUAAAAAUCAGUAUUUGAACUUUAAUACGAUGAAGUUUUUUUCCACAGGAGUGCACUUUCACAAAGAUGUUUAUUUUACAAAAGAUCACGGACAUUCACACAAAUUCUUUUGCCUGUACUUUAGAGUGUCGUAUGCGCUUCAGGCCCACAAAUUGACUAACCUGAUGCAGAAUAUGACACAAACAAACAAACAAAAAACAACUUGUAAAACCGAGUCCAGAUUAGCAGCAGGUACAGUAGAAAAUCAGAAAGUUUUUGUUGAGGAAAAUGAUCAUAUCUGCCUUCUCAGGCAGUAACCGUGAGCAUUCUGGACAAAUAGUGUCUCCGACAGUGGAGAACAAACAUUUACUGGGUGUAGAUGAAGCUUGAAUGCAUAAAUAUGAGAAAGCGAGAAAAAGAUGUAACUAUUACGUAGGGGUAAGGUAGCUGUGAGCCACUACGCACUUUACAUACAGGUACCUUAGCUGGGAGACUGUUGAUUUUAACGGAGGCGGCAACGCGCUAUGUAAAAUACGUAACAGCUUAUAUAGCUACAUUAGCCCGAUGUAAUAAUACGAUUUAUUCUCGUACUAUUCCAUCCAUCCAUCUGUCAUGUACUGCUUAUUCCGGGUCGUGUAGCGGGGAUAGCAGAAGACAGACGUAAUUUAUUGUUUUACUUACCUGGUUCUGACUGGUUAGAGGACCGGCGCAGCGUGUCAAAUAUGCAGCACUCAGCUCUGCAUUACUCGGCACUUGUAUUCCAUGAAGCCGGAGGUGUUUAAUCAUAUUGGUCAUUCAGCCACCUUUGCAUGAUAUACAGUGGGGCAAAUAAGUAUUUAGUCAACCACCAAUUGUGCAAG